Molecule: messenger RNA, 3444 nt
Organism: Xyrauchen texanus (razorback sucker)
Lineage: Eukaryota; Metazoa; Chordata; Actinopteri; Cypriniformes; Catostomidae
Product: coiled-coil domain-containing protein 85A-like
Exons: 4
Coding region: 278-1558 (426 amino acids)
Source: RefSeq, a predicted model, not a curated record
UGUCGCGUUUCCUGCGCACUGAAGCGGCCACAAUUUCAGCACCGCACUGAGGUGGACAGCAUGCUUACGGACAGACGAAAAUAAGCACAGUCUCUUCCAUAGAGACAGAGGUUCCACCUAGUGCAUACUCAACGGAUGCAUCUCUGUCUUCAAAGGAGACAGCAUGGUCAGAACGCUAGUCUCAAGCAUUCGAGCAUAACAAGGAGGAUUUCGGAAAAGUGCCAACGAAGGAUUUUAACGACUUGUCUGCGGUUUGUUUCAUAAGUUACUCAGGGGAAUGGAAAAGCCCAUCCAGCCUCAGCUGCAGUCAAACAUGUCCAAGAGCGCAGAAGGUCCGCCAGAGGACCUCUCCAAACUACCGGAUGAGGAGCUAAGGAAAUGGAGCAAGGAGGAGCUGGUGCGCUGGCUGCGCAGAGCCGAAGCCGAGAAGAUGAGAGUUAUAGUGGACCACAGCAAUCUCAUCCGAGAGGUGAACCGCAGGCUUCAGCAGCACCUGAACGAGAUACGCGGUCUAAAGGAAGUGAAUCAGAAGCUCCAGGAGGACAACCAGGAGCUAAGAGAUCUCUGCUGCUUUCUGGAUGAUGAUCGGCAAAAAGGGAAGAAGGUGUCGAGGGAGUGGCAACGCUUGGGCCAUUACAGUGCAGGGAUCAUGCGUAAGGAAGUGACGUUGUACCUGCAGAAGCUGAAAGAGCUGGAACAGAGGCAGGUGGAAGUGGUGAGGGAGAACCUAGAACUGAGAGAGGUGUGCAUCAUGCUGGAUGAGGAGAAGGGCUUAUCCACUGGUGGGCCAUCAGGUACCAGGAAUUCAAUUGAUAGCCAGAGCAGCCUGUCUCAUGCCAGCGGACCUGGGCCUGGACAACUGAGGGAUGUGGGUGAUGGGAGCAGUACCUCCAGCAUGGGCAGCACUGACAGCCCUGACCAUCUCCCAAAUAAACAGCAGCUGUUGGGUGGCCCAGCUGGAGGCAGUCCUGACAACCUACUUAAGCCAGGCUCAGGGGAGGAGGCACCAGGUCAAGAGCAUGCAGGCCGCAGACACAGCACCAGCCCAGAGUAUGCUGCACAUACCUUUCCCCAGGUGUGUCGAUCUCGCUGCAGGUCCUUUUCCAGUCCAGAGCAUAAGUGUCUGCGGGGGCUCAGUCCAGAGAAACUGUUCAAGAGUCUGUCCAGAGGAAGUCCAGAGCAGUUCUCAAAACACUUGCUGGUGUCCUCUCAGCCAGCUGGCAGCCCUGACCUUUUCCAGAAGCACAGGGGGAGCAUGAGUAGUGUGUGUGGGAGUCCAGAGCCCAAACAAAUUCUAUCAGGGACACCAGAGCACCUACAGAAGGGCCGCAUUAUAUCUGGGAGCCCUGAAAUGUUAAGGCAUCAGUACAGUGCCAGUCAUGAGCACGUCAAGAUUGGCAGUCCGGGCUGGGAGGUGGCACAGAAGAGGCCUAGCAGAGAGGAGAUGUCACCACAUCACCGGAGCAUCUAUAACGGUAUGAAUGCUCUGAUAUCGGCUGGUUGUUGCACAAACUCCUGUAGAAGUGUCAAGCUUUGGGACAGUUUUGAUGCCUCCUGACCAUUGCCUUCACUGGAUCCGGCGUUGAGACCCAGGCCAUGAGAGAGGAUCCCUUUGCUUUCAAGUCACCUGCACUGACAGAGAGAUGGAAGGAGAGGAUGAAAGAAAAAAAAUUAAGUAGCAGCCAGCAUCUACCAUUGCCCCAACCAUGGUGGUUCCUGAUCUACUAAUACAACUAACAGCCCUGCACAACAAAUGCCUGGAAAGAGAUUCCUUUGGAGUCAAACCGAUGGAAAUAACAUUAUUGUCACAAGGAUUACUCAGAUAGGAGAGUUAAUGAUCUCUCUUUUGCCAACAAAAUAGACCUACCUCCUUUGAACGAAAGCAGACGAAACAAAAAAGUUUAAAAUGGGACUGAGAGGCUUUACUGAGAGAUUACCCAUUUUGUUUACAGUUGCCAAAAAACAGAUGCAAUCAAUCUGACAAAACCUUUGCACACAUAGGCAGACAGCUAUUAUCAGACUGGUAUUAUGCAUCUGAGACUAAGGGCAACAUUUUUUAAGCUGUGUUAAGGUAGGAGCAAUAAGUGUCAAUGGCUUGCAAGUUUAAUUAGACAUUCUGAAUUUUAGUGUCAAUGUCUAUGAGAAUGACAUUUCGAUCACUGCCUGGCUUUCAUUAAAGGAAUGGUUUACCCCAAAAUGUUAAUGUCAUCAUUUACUCACUCUUAUGUUGUUCCAACCCUGUAUAACAUUCUUUCUUGUGUGGAGUUAUCUAGUAGAAUAUCUAAGCUGCUCUUUUCCACAAAAUGAAAGUGAGUAGUAACCACAGCUGUCCCUGGUCCCCAUUCACUUUCAGUAUGCUAAAAAUCCUUCUGUAGAUAUUUCCUUUUGUGUUCCACAUAAAAAAGCCAUACAGGUUUGGAACAACAUGAUGGUGAGUAAAUGUUGACAGAAAUUUUAUCUUGGGUGAACUAUCCCUUUAAGGGCUAUGUGAGGACAUAUAAUUGUCUGUGUUGUCAACAAUACGACAAUGUAAGAUGUCUAUAGUUGCUGAAAAAUCUGCAUUGAAACAAGAGGUGCUCCAAAACACUAUCUCCUGUCUCUCAUUAUCCCACAACUGAUGUUUUUAUAGACACUUGUGUUGUGUGAUGUGAAAGAAUCACACAGAAAGCUACUGCUGCGUGCAAGACUUGUGUAGCCAGACACUUUUCUUGUAUCUUGUAUUUUUGAAAUCAAGCAGCCACAAAGCUAUAUAUAAACAUUGCAAAUCCUGACCAUUUCCAUGCUUUGUGAAAUUGCCAAACCCAUUUUAUGGUUCACCAGUAAAAUGGGAUUUUGUUCAGUCUGUCUGUGGAUCCAAAAGGAAGGGAAGCCUUAUUGCUCUGUUAGGGACCAGACCUGCCUGGUUUCCAUUGAAACAGCAUGCUUUAGGCUUUUAGGCCCUCAAUGCACAUUCUCUGUUUUUGGACCAUAAUUGAGGUGCAAAAUAACUUUUCUGCAUACUAACUUCCUUCUGUUCCACUGGACUACAUAGACCAUCAUGCCUCUCUUUUUAGCAGGUAUUUGAUUAAAAAUCGUCUGGCUGACAGUACAAAAUAUACCCACAUUUGUUCCCUGUGUUGUUGCUAAAUUAAUGGGAUCUAAAUGAACUAAUCUAAAUUAAUGGGAUCUGAUAUUAACAUUUGAGCCCUCACUGAACAUUAAAGACUUUUCUAACUCCGCUAACAUCACACACCUUGUAAACCAUCAAUCCUUCUGUAUACUGUCAGUAUUAAAUACAGCAAAAGCUACUUGAUAAACUCAUUAACCUGUGAUCUUUUUUAUUUUUGUUGACAGAUUAUGAGACAGAACAAAUACUAAUAUAUAAAACUUUUAUGUUUUUAAAAAGUAAAGAGUAGUUUAAGGCUUAGUUUUUUAUAUAUGAUAACUAUUAUUGUUAUUUUUGAU